AUGCUGCCCCGACCAGAAGGCGACAAGGACUCUCAAAACAACAGCAGCAAUGGAAACAACAAUCAGAACAACGAGAGUAGCAGCAGCAGCUCAAAACCCAAGAAUCCAGACAUUCAGAUUCCGAGCAUACAGCCCAUUGAGCACGGAGAGUCGCUGACGUCUCGCGCCGAGGGCCUGGUGGGCAAGUUUGUCGACGAGUUUGGCAACAUCCUGGACUGGGAUGGGACGGUGCUGGGGUCGGUAGAGGGGGAUCUUCCGUCCAUGGUGGGACGGCCUGUGUCGGAGACGGGGGAGAUUCGGGAUAGUGCGGGAGAGGUGGUGGGAUAUGUUUCUGAGAACCACACGAAGCCGACUCUACGCGAUCUGGAAGGAGGGCUGAAGAUUGAUGGGGAUGGAAACAUUUACAACAAGAAGGGCGAGAUUGUUGGCAAGAUGAAUAAGCCUUCAUCAGGGGAGAAACAGGGGGAGGCGUCGGGGCAACAGAGUAAGGGUGAAGGAAAAGCUUCGAAUGACGCGGGCAAGGCGAAUGCCUCCUCAGCCCCGAGCCCCUCGGAGGUGUACCUGGAUGUCAAGUCGACACAUGAUGGCAUCCAGCUAAUCAUCAAGAUACCCACCGUGUUCAGAAGUGAACGAUGA
Trichoderma reesei QM6a is the source of this 636-nucleotide messenger RNA. RefSeq lists its product as uncharacterized. The transcript has a single exon. The coding region runs from base 1 to 636 and encodes 211 amino acids. The record is from RefSeq and is a predicted model, not a curated record. Lineage: Eukaryota; Fungi; Ascomycota; Sordariomycetes; Hypocreales; Hypocreaceae.